AUGCAAGACCACAGUAGUAGUAUGACUGACAAUUCUUUACAAAAGCUCUUUAAAGGUCAAACACUUAUAUCCUCAUACUUUACUAGUAUGUCCAAAGAGGUUACACAGGUUUCAGUCCAAUCAGACUCCAAUCAGACACAAAUUGAAGCUCAAAUUCAACCAAAAGAAACUGCAGAAGUCGAACAAACAUCAGAGCAACCUUCAGAACAAACAAUAACACAACAAACUACAGAAGCUCAAGUUGUUUCAGUCCAAUCAGACACCAAACAUACGCAAAGUUCAACUAAAAACUUACACUCCUACAGAACCAGAAGGUGUCUUCUCAUUCUCAACAACAGAAGCAAGAUAUAG
Molecule: messenger RNA, 351 nt
Organism: Trichomonas vaginalis G3
Lineage: Eukaryota; Parabasalia; Trichomonadida; Trichomonadidae
Exons: 1
Coding region: 1-351 (116 amino acids)
Source: RefSeq, a predicted model, not a curated record